GAAGGGUGACGCUCUGCGCGCGUGGUGGUUCCAGCAGUUCUCCACGGGGAGAAGAAGAAGAAGUGGUUGUCGGGCAAAGCGAUUCCAUAAUCCUCUGGCCGCCUUUGACGUCCUCGUCUAUUUUUGCAAUGAGCAGCACCAGAAGCAUUAUCGUUGAGGAGCCCUCAGGACAUCAGAAAAAUGAUAAGGGACUUCGCAGUCUCUGGACAUUCCGUCCCUCGAAGAAGACUCUCCUGACACUCAUCGCAGUGGCUGCGUUUUAUGUACUAAUACCCCUCGUCUUCCUUCAACGACCACACGCGAUUCUUCCUAUCCCACAGCAAAGGGAACGGCCCGUAUACUUCUACGGUGUCGACAAUUCCACCGGCUUCAAUUCGUACGUGGUACCAAACGUCGUCCACUACGUGCGAUUCGGACAGCCGGACGUCUCUUUCAUUGACGCAGUUAGCAUGCGCUCUGCGUACAUUAACCACGCUCCGGACCAAAUCGUGGUGCAUUGCGACGUGUGCCAGCUAGGCGGCCCGUAUAGCUAUAUGAUCCGGGAUAUACCGAUCAUUAAAUUUAACAAACGGCCCCCACCAAAGUCCAUUUAUGGACGGAAGGUGAGCUGGAUUGAACACGCCUCGGAUAUUGCUCGCCUCCAGAUUCUGCUUAGGUACGGGGGCAUCUACUUGGACAACGACUGCAUAGUCAUUCAACCUAUGCACCAUUUUCGCCACUUUGAGAUGUCUGUAGGGUGGCCACCUGAAGAGUACAUGGGAAACAUGUUGUUCGUGGCUACCCCCGGUGCCCGAUUCCUUCGGCUGUACCAGGAACUUUACCGCGGGUACAACAGCAGCCUGUGGUAUUACAACGCCGGAGCCCUGCCAACCAUGCACCUGCUGUGGCCUCAUCCCCACCUUGUCCACCAAGUCCCUGUCCUCUUCGGUGUGCAAGGAGACUUGCUGGGGAUGCUGUACGCUCCUGGUGAACAUACCAAAUGGAGGGGUUAUUUUGCGGUGCACACGUCUUUGCGCUACCGUUCUCGAACGAAAGGUGUCUCGUAUCAGAAGGUUGACUUCAAGAACGUAAGGACGCACAACACAUCGCUGGGGGAAAUGACUCGUGAGGUUCUCUUUGGUACCUCAGCCUUUGUGAGCGACUCCGCCGAAGUGAAACCCGUGUCCGAGCUUUACGCUGCGAAGCGACUGCAGUCGAAAGAGGGAUCAGCGAUACGAAGCAGUAGUGGAGGAAGACUCCGUUAGGUAGACAGUGUGUAAAUAUGUAGUUGUAAAUAUCUAACAACGAAUAAGGUGGUGUACAGGAAAAUAAAACUUCAGUAAUUU
This is a messenger RNA of Ornithodoros turicata, 1325 nucleotides long. RefSeq lists its product as uncharacterized. The coding region runs from base 129 to 1244 and encodes 371 amino acids. The record is from RefSeq and is a predicted model, not a curated record. NCBI's taxonomy places the organism in Eukaryota, Metazoa, Arthropoda, Arachnida, Ixodida, Argasidae. The transcript has 5 exons.